Aspergillus mulundensis is the source of this 1299-nucleotide messenger RNA. RefSeq names its product putative serine/threonine-protein phosphatase. Lineage: Eukaryota; Fungi; Ascomycota; Eurotiomycetes; Eurotiales; Aspergillaceae. The transcript has 3 exons. Gene Ontology annotation, biological process: polyphosphate catabolic process. The coding region runs from base 1 to 1299 and encodes 432 amino acids. Gene Ontology annotation, molecular function: endopolyphosphatase activity; phosphatase activity. The record is from RefSeq and is a predicted model, not a curated record. Gene Ontology annotation, cellular component: cytoplasm.
AUGACCGACCUCGAGCGCUCGCGCGACCGCGAGACCCUCGAUUUCUCUGACGACAUCUCCGACGACGGCCUGUACCACACACACACAUCAUCGCCACCAUCCCGCCUAACGCGGUUGGCGCGGCCCUUAAUCGACUACGUGCGCAACGAGUGGCAAUCCAGCGGCGCAAAAUACAGCCACCUCUCGCCCUCAUCCGCCUCGGACCGCGCCGACGCCCCUAAAUGGGUGCAGAUGAUAUUGUCGAUCGUUGCGGCCCCGCGUUUCCGACGAUACGUGCUCGUUUACCUUGCUCUGCUGGCGGCUUGCAUACUGGGGUGGCAGUUCUUCCUGUUCCCGCGGUUAAAGGAGAACUCGGCGCUUCUGACGUCGCUUGAUCCAAAGCAGAAGGGGAAAGUUGGUGGGUGGUUUGGCGCGAACGCCGUGCCGCAGUUGGAAGAUAUGAUCCAGUUGGAGAAUCUGGAUAAGGCGCUGCUGCCGGCGAAGGAGGCGAAGAGUGAGAACUCUCUCGAUAGUCUGCGGCGGUUGGUGGUUGUGGGGGAUGUGCAUGGGUGUAAGGAGGAGUUGGAGAAACUCCUCGACAAAGUCUCCUUUGACCAAAAGCGCGACCAUCUGAUCUUCGUCGGUGAUCUCAUCAAUAAAGGCCCCGACAGCCUGGGCGUCGUCGAUAUCGCUCGGGGAUACAACGCCUCCUGCGUCCGCGGCAACCACGAAGACCGCGUCCUCGUACUCCGCCACGAUAUGCUCGAAGCCAAUAUUACCGACGAUUCAUGGGACAUCGCGCACCCGGAGUCCGUCAAGUUCCGCGAGCUCGCCCGCGCGCUGUCCGCCGAGCAGGCAGACUGGCUGGAUGCAUGCCCUGUCGUAUUGAACGUCGGCCCGGUGGCGAAUAUGGGGCAGGUCGUCGUCGUCCAUGGUGGACUUGUACCCGGCGUUGAUCUGGACCAACAGGACCCGUACAGCGUGAUGAAUAUGAAGACGGUUGAUUUGCCGACGCAUAUGCCUAGUAGCUCAGAUGAGAAGGGCAAGAAGUGGACAAAGCUCUUCAACAAGCAUCAAUCCCUCUCAAUGCAGACCAAGAACGGCGUCAUGACAGUGAUCUACGGGCACGACUCUAAAACGGGCUUGUCGAUUCAGGAGUUCACCAAGGGCCUAGACUCCGGCUGCGUGAAGGGCGGCAAGUUGACAGCCUUGGUUAUUUCCGACGGUGGGAAGCAGGAAGUCGUACAGGUGAAGUGCAGUCAAAAUUACGUGAAGGAAGAGAAGAAGGAAAAGAAGGAAGAGAAAGAGAAGAGCACAUAA